Molecule: messenger RNA, 4973 nt
Organism: Rhineura floridana
Lineage: Eukaryota; Metazoa; Chordata; Lepidosauria; Squamata; Rhineuridae
Gene: CPXM2
Product: carboxypeptidase X, M14 family member 2
Exons: 14
Coding region: 451-2763 (770 amino acids)
Biological process (GO): proteolysis
Molecular function (GO): metallocarboxypeptidase activity; zinc ion binding
Source: RefSeq, a predicted model, not a curated record
UGGCCAAUUUUUCAUUUUGUUGUAUACACAGCGUCUGGACUCAGCAUUAAUAUCAGUUCUCAAAGCACUGCAUCUGAUGUGCCAAGAGUUUGAUAAAGGUUUUUUAAUUGGAGGAGGGAGGAGAGAAAGGAUUCACAGAGUCACACCUGCCAAGUGCCAGUUCUCUCUUCUAUAUGUCUGCAUAUGUGUCUGGCUGGUGAGCCCUGAUGAUCACAUGAACCUCGGGCAACAACCUCCCUCCUUCCCUCCCUCCCUCCCUCUGAUUCCAGUCCUCAUUCCCACUUUAUUACUUGCAACUUUUGCAAACUAGUCCAAAGCAGAAGCUCUUAUCCCAGACUCUGCUCUUGAUCUUGGGGUUCGGUAACUGCCAAGAUCUCUGUUUUUCCUCUCUGCUGAAACUACUUUGGUUAUUCGCAGAGGAGCUUUAUUACUGCAAAACAAAACAAAACAAUGUUUUUCUUUGUCAAGAAAGCUUCUUUUGCUCAGCUCUGUCUUGCACUCUGUGUUUUUGAUCCAAUGCUGCUUUGGGAUAUAACUUGGGCUCUACCUAUGGAAGAGCAGGAUUAUUAUCUGCAGGAAAUAAUCAACAGGGAUCACUAUUAUUCUUUUCUGGAUCCUGACGAGGAAUUUUCACCUUUCACAGAACAGCCAAGGGAAGAAGAAAUGGAGCCCCCUGCGGAGACAGAAGAACCCCCAAGAUUCAAACCAGGCAAGAAGGAGUUAAAAUCAAAGAAAGCCAACAAAAAAGAUAAACCCACUCUCGAGACCCCAUCAGUUAAAAAUGGCAACAGGAAAGGUGAGAAAAACAAGAAAAGCAAUGAAAGGACACCAGAUGGAGACUAUGAAAGACGAAGCACUUAUGAAGAGAGCCAGGAAAGUUGCCCUCCCCUGGGUCUUGAAACAUUAAAAAUUACUGAUUUCCAGCUCCAUGCUUCUACUGUAAAACGAUAUGGCCUUGGGGCCCAUAGAGCACGGCUAAAUAUUCAGGCAGGUGUUAAUGAAAAUGAUUUUUAUGAUGGUGCUUGGUGUGCAGGACGGAACGAUCCAUACCAGUGGAUUGAAGUAGAUGCUCGGAGGCUAACCAAGUUCACGGGAGUUAUCACACAAGGAAGGAAUUCUCUCUGGUUGAGUGACUGGGUAACAUCUUACAAAGUUAUGGUGAGCAAUGACAGUCAUGCAUGGAUCACUGUCAAAAAUGGUUCUGGCGACAUGGUUUUUGAAGGGAACAGUGAAAAGGAGAUCCCAGUCCUCAAUGAGCUGCCAGUACCUCUUGUUGCGCGUUACAUUCGGAUAAACCCUCGGACAUGGUAUGAAGAAGGAAGCAUAUGCAUGAGGCUGGAAAUCUUAGGCUGCCCUCUCCCAGACCCGAAUAAUUAUUAUCACAGAAGAAAUGAAAUGACAACAACAGACAACCUUGAUUUUAAGCACCACAACUACAAAGAAACGAGGCAGCUGAUGAAAGUGGUGAAUGAGAUGUGUCCAAACAUCACGAGAAUUUACAAUAUCGGGAAAAGCCACCAAGGGCUAAAGCUAUAUGCUGUUGAAAUCUCGGACAACCCAGGAGAACACGAAGUUGGUGAGCCAGAAUUUCGGUACAUGGCAGGGGCUCAUGGGAAUGAGGUGCUUGGACGCGAGUUACUGCUUUUGUUAAUGCAGUUUAUGUGCCAGGAAUAUCUGGCUGGGAAUCCACGUAUUAUACGCCUCAUUGAGGAUACCAGAAUUCAUCUUCUUCCUUCAGUCAACCCAGAUGGAUAUGAAAAGGCCUAUGAAGUGGGUUCAGAAUUAGGAGGCUGGUCUUUAGGACGAUGGACUCAAGAUGGCAUUGACAUCAACAAUAACUUCCCUGACUUAAAUACUUUGCUUUGGGAUACAGAGGAUCGGAGAAAGGUUCUGAGAAAGGUCCCAAAUCAUCACAUACCGAUUCCGGAAUGGUACCUAUCUGAAAAUGCUACAGUGGCAGUUGAAACACGAGCAGUGGUUGCAUGGAUGGAGAAAAACCCAUUUGUGCUUGGUGGCAACUUACAAGGAGGAGAACUUGUUGUUGCCUAUCCAUAUGAUAUGGUCCGGUCAAUGUGGAAAACCCAGGAGCAUACUCCUACCCCAGAUGACCAUGUUUUCAGGUGGCUGGCAUAUUCCUAUGCCUCCACUCACCGGCUAAUGACAGAUGCCCGCAGGAGAGUAUGCCAUACAGAGGACUUCCAGAAGGAAGAUGGGACUGUAAAUGGAGCUUCAUGGCAUACUGUGGCAGGAAGUAUAAAUGACUUUAGCUACUUACAUACAAAUUGUUUUGAACUAUCCAUAUAUGUUGGCUGUGAUAAAUAUCCUCACGAAAGCGAAUUGCCUGAAGAAUGGGAAAAUAACCGAGAGUCCCUUAUUGUUUUCAUGGAGCAGGUGCAUCGGGGCAUUAAAGGCAUGGUGAGAGAUCAACAUGGAAAGGGAAUUCCAAAUGCUAUUAUUUCUGUAGAAGGUGUUCACCAUGACAUCCGCACAGCAAUUGAUGGAGAUUAUUGGCGCCUUCUAAACCCAGGAGAAUAUGUUGUCACUGCAAAAGCAGAGGGCUAUACUGCCUCCACCAACAACUGUGCUGUAGGUUACGACAUGGGUGCAACCCGGUGUGACUUCACCAUCAGCAAAACCAACUUGGCCCGAAUCAAAGAGAUCAUGGAGAAAUUUGGAAAACAGCCCAUUAGUUUGUCACUUCGACGGCUCAAACAGAGGGCAAGGCAGAGGCGCCAGCAGUAUAGAUUACUUUCUGCAAUGUAACAAAUUUUGCUAUUGUGCUCUGCAUCUAAACUGAGACCUACUCUAGCACUAGAAAAAGUAUAUAUAGAUAAUAUUUUAAUAUCCCCCAUCUAACAAUAUUUAAUUAGGGAUCAUGUAUUGAAGAAUAUCUUGGGAUUCCACUACUUAAUAUUUAGAUUUAUAUGCUGUUCUGAAAAAUGUGGAAUAAAAUAUUUUCCCCUAAAAAGAUCCCACAAAGUAGCAAUUACAUGUGGCACCUAUAUUCUCUGGCCCAGAGGAAAGGCUUUAUAACCAGAAGAAACUCCAUGCAGAUACACCAUCAGAUAACAUGCUGCACUUGAAACCAUUGAACUAAAGAUGCCGGGAAUACUAGCUUUGGGUUUGGGGGUUGGAAAUGAGAUUUCAUGAUCCAACACUAAAUAUUUUAAUGCAAGACUUUGAGCUGGGGGGGGGCAGAAUUCAGAUUAUAUCCAAGAUACCAUCUGUCUAUUUCAUCCUACACUUGUUCUGGUGUGUUGAUCCCAGAGCAAAGAGCUGUCUAAAGAAAAAGCAAUUAAAGUUGUGUCAUUUUGAAAUAUGAAAUGAAAUAUUAGGUCAAGGGGUUCGUUAAGAGUUCUUUUAGAUAUCACUUUUGUGGCUCUGGAUCAGCUUAACUUGGGGCUGUCCCAUCCGAAGCCAAUUAACAUAGGCACACAUAGUUCAGUAAAGUUUUCUCUUUUUAUUAAAGUUACAGUUAUAUCAAAAGCUUUUCAACUCAUUCACCUAACUAUGCUUUCUAAGAACUAUUUCCCUGACUAGUGCUGACUAAGCAAGCCUCUGGUUACAGACAUUGACUCAGCACCCCCUCCUUGUUAAUGUCCCUUAAAUAGGUUUCACUGUUGUGUACAAACAAUGGCUCCUCCUAACCCCCGGCUGUUCUUCAUACCUCUGAAUUCUGCAAGAGAGGGGGAAAGCGGCUGGACCUCAACUUCUCCCUCCGAAUGAGGGGGGCUAGUUGACUGGGUAGGCAUGGCAAACUGCUGAGUGCAUGGCUGGGAAUCAGAAGGUGGAUCAGGUGGCUCCUUGGGCACAGGAGAAAGGCGGUGUCCUCAGAAGCAACCUCUGACAGCUCUCCUUGCACUUCCACGGGAGCAGUUGGGAUUUGGGUGCGGAACCCUCCUCCCUCAACUCCACGCCUGAGUCUUCAAAGUCAGUCCCCCUCCUGCAAGCCCUCCCCCCGUCAAACGUCAAACGUCAGCAGUGAACUUCACCUCUUCACCACCACCAGUCACUAUAUUGUUGGGUGUUAAACAAAUGCAUCAGUUUUGGAAAUGUGUUUAGUGUCCUCAUUAUAUGGUCUCAUUAUAAAGUUAACACCAUCUUUAAACUGAUGUUCCAUAUUCUUGCUAUAUCCAGCUUCACUGGACAAGUGCCAAGCAGAAAUCUUAUGCAGAUAGAAUACCAGGUGAUCUGCUAUUCUUUAAGGUUCAGGCUAGCUUAGUUAUCCUGCUAGCAGUUUGCAGUACCUGGGCUAAUUAAAUUAUUGAACAGCAGGAUAGUUUAUCAUGGGAACAAGAAAGAAGAAACAUGGUGUCAGAGCAACUGGGCCAUGAAUCAAGACAUCCCUUGUUCAAUCUCAUCUCUGUUGUGAACUCACCAGGUGGUCUUAGACAAUUGUUUCUCUCUCAGGCUCUGCUGAAACAGAAAUAACAAUAUUUUCCUACCUUAGAGAGAGUUGUAAAGAUUACUGCAGGAUAACCUAGGUGAAGCAUCUGGAACACUAAACAUGCAGUAUAUAAAUGAUGUAUUGUUAUUAUCUUUAGAAGUGAAUGAGAUCAGUUUAUGAAACAACAAACCAAUCAGCGUAGAUCAUUUCUUCAACUUAAGUGACUUGAUGUAAGCUCGUAUUGGUUAUACAGGAUUUGAACAUCAUUGUGCCAUUCACACUGUUUUCAUAUGUCUGUAAGUAAGCCAUUUGUGUCACAUAUACAAUCAGGCAUGGCGACAAGACUUUAAUGGGCCAUGUCAAGUACACUGUUAACCAUUAUGAUUACUAAUUGCAGGGGCUGCCUUACUUGGUAUAUACUUGUGAGACUUAAUAGGAUUAUCACACUAACAAAGCAAACACUACCAAGAGAGCUUCAGAUGACAUUAUACAGACAAUAUUUUUCAGUGGAGUCAGUUGUAGGGGUAGAUAAAUCUGUCAAGAUCUGUUUCUCAUUUUUCUAAUCAAAAGUUCUAUUCACAAUGUU